AUGGUUUCCUCCUACACUCGUCUCCUCACGGCCAUCUGCGCCCUCGCUGGCUCCGCCGCUGCAGUGACUCCCCUCAAGGUCCAGGGCAAGGACUUUGUCAACACAAAGACCGGUGACCGGUUCCAGAUUCUCGGUGUUGACUACCAGCCCGGUGGUUCUUCUGGUUUCACCAAGGACAGCGAUCCUCUGAGCGACGGUGAUGUCUGUCUCCGUGACGCCGCUCUGAUGCAGCGCCUGGGUAUCAACACUAUCCGUGUCUAUAACCUUGAGCCCACCCUCGACCACAACAAGUGCGCCUCCAUCUUCAAUGCCGCCGGUAUCUACAUGAUCCUCGAUCAGGUCUUCGGUGUAAUCGAGGCCUUCAAGUCCUUCGACAACGUCCUCGGCUUCUUCGCCGGAAACGAAGUCAUCAACGAGGAUGCCACUCGCCUGGCUCCUGCUUAUGUUCGUGCCGUUGUCCGUGAUAUGAAGGAUUAUAUCGCCAAGCAGUCCGACCGCGCCAUCCCCGUUGGCUACUCGGCUGCCGAUGUCCGUGACAUCCUGAUGGACACUCUUAACUACUUCGAGUGCGACCUGAAGAACUCUACCAGCUCGCGCGCUGACUUCUUCGGUCUCAACUCCUACUCCUGGUGCGGUGAUGCUUCCUACAAGUCCAGCGGCUACGACGUCCUGACCGAGGACUUCUCCAACGCCACUCUGCCCGUCUUCUUCUCCGAGUACGGCUGCAACGAGGUCAAGCCCCGUAUCUUCACCGAAGUGCAGGCCCUCUACGGCGAAGAGAUGACCCAGGCUUUCUCAGGUGGACUCGUUUAUGAGUGGACUCAGGAAGAUAAUGAAUACGGACUCGUCCAGGUCAAUGACAAUGGUACCAUCACCACUCUGAUCGACUAUGACAACCUGCAGAAGCAGUUCAACAAGCUCGACAUGAGCCGGAUCUCCGCCAGCAACAGCUCCCAGACCAGCGUCACCCCGGCGACCUGCAGCGCUGACCUGAUCACGAACUCCACCUUCUACAACGCCUGGAACUUGCCCGAUGCGCCCUCCAAGGUCUCGGACUACAUCAAGAACGGUCUGCCCAACAAGCCCUCCGGCUCUCUGGUCUCGGUGACUGCCACCACUCUCUCCGAGAAGGUCUACGACUACACUGGUGCCGAGAUCACCGAUGUCAAGUUCAAGGUUCUGGCCAACGACGAGUCUAACACUCCCUCCAACUCGUCUACCGGCUCUUCCACCUCCUCAUCUUCCUCGGGUACCUCCACCCACUCCAAUGCCGCUUCUUCUCUGAACGGUGCCCCCUCCAUUGCCCUGGGUGGUCUGAGCGGUGUUUUUAUGCUGCUUGCUUCUCUCCUGUAA
Molecule: messenger RNA, 1353 nt
Organism: Penicillium cataractarum
Lineage: Eukaryota; Fungi; Ascomycota; Eurotiomycetes; Eurotiales; Aspergillaceae
Gene: gel2
Product: 1,3-beta-glucanosyltransferase gel2
Exons: 5
Coding region: 1-1353 (450 amino acids)
Biological process (GO): fungal-type cell wall (1->3)-beta-D-glucan biosynthetic process
Cellular component (GO): cytoplasm; fungal-type cell wall
Molecular function (GO): 1,3-beta-glucanosyltransferase activity
Source: RefSeq, a predicted model, not a curated record